This is a messenger RNA of Homo sapiens (human), 953 nucleotides long. RefSeq names its product cyclin dependent kinase 2 interacting protein (gene CINP). Gene Ontology annotation, cellular component: nucleus. The record is from RefSeq and is marked reviewed. NCBI's taxonomy places the organism in Eukaryota, Metazoa, Chordata, Mammalia, Primates, Hominidae. The transcript has 5 exons. The coding region runs from base 40 to 678 and encodes 212 amino acids.
GGGGCUUCGCGUCUCCUUCUACGGAUAUCUGUGGACCUUAUGGAAGCAAAGACUCUUGGAACUGUAACGCCCAGAAAACCUGUCUUAUCUGUCAGUGCAAGAAAAAUUAAGGACAAUGCGGCUGAUUGGCACAAUUUAAUCCUGAAGUGGGAAACCCUCAAUGAUGCAGGUUUUACCACUGCAAAUAAUAUUGCCAACUUGAAAAUCAGUUUAUUGAAUAAAGACAAGAUAGAACUAGACAGCAGCAGCCCAGCCUCGAAGGAAAAUGAAGAAAAGGUGUGUCUGGAAUAUAACGAGGAACUGGAGAAGCUGUGUGAGGAACUGCAGGCCACCUUGGAUGGGUUGACCAAAAUACAGGUGAAAAUGGAAAAGCUGUCUUCAACUACCAAGGGAAUUUGUGAACUAGAAAACUACCAUUAUGGGGAGGAGAGUAAACGACCCCCUCUGUUCCACACGUGGCCUACAACCCAUUUCUAUGAGGUUUCGCAUAAGCUCUUGGAGAUGUACAGGAAGGAGCUGCUCCUGAAGCGCACGGUGGCCAAGGAGCUUGCCCACACCGGGGAUCCCGACCUCACCCUGAGCUACCUGUCCAUGUGGCUGCACCAGCCCUAUGUGGAGAGCGACAGCAGGCUGCAUCUGGAGAGCAUGCUGCUGGAGACAGGCCACCGAGCUCUCUGACGUCCUGAGACGGCUGCGGACACUGGCUCCUUCCACGUCUCACCAGGCAGACAGUCUGCCUAGGACCCAGUGCCGCAGGCCUGGAUCAGACCCCAGGAUCAGACCUUGGGGUCUUCUGGCCAGAGCUUGUCACCAGCCCCAUGGCCUCUCCAGGCGUGCUCAUGCCCACAACCCGCGGCCAGCCCCACGUGGUGCUGCUCAGCCUUCUCUGCCCCUCCUGGGAAUCUGUCAUUCGUGGGUGCUUCAGAGUAAAAUCAAUGAGUUUCUGAGCAGAA